AUGGUCCGGUUGGGAUUGCCCUCACGGUUGAGUUCGCAUCUCUCCGCGAGGAGCGCGUCGUCAACACCCGGCCAGAGCAGAAGCACCAGUCCGCUCCGGGCACCAGACUCGAAACCGCUGCAACUGAAAGUUUCGGUCAUUCGGGGCCAAAACCUCGCGGCCAAAGACCGCGGUGGCACGAGCGACCCAUACUUGGUGGUUACAUUGGGAGACGCAAGGCAGUCAACUCCGACAAUAUUCAAGACACUGAACCCCGAAUGGAACGUCUCUUUCGAAAUGCCCAUCGUGGGCGUACCGCUGCUAGAAUGUAUCUGUUGGGAUCAUGAUCGGUUUGGCAAGGAUUAUCUGGGCGAAUUCGACAUCGCACUAGAGGACAUCUUCACUGAUGGCCAAUUGAAUCCAGAGCCUAAAUGGUAUACCCUCAACUCGAAACGGAAGCCAACCAAGAAGAAGGACAGCACUAUCUCAGGCGAAAUUCUACUGCAAUUCUCCCUCAUUGAUUCCGCGAACCCCGCUGCGCCGCCGCCAGAUACAUACCGCAAGUUCAAACGACUCGUAUUCUCGGGGGAUGACGAUGAGCAGAUCCCCCGACCGACCUCCGAUGAAGCCGAUGACCUGACACAGCCAGAAGUGGUGGAGAAGCGUCGCAGGCGACUUCGCCUGGCCCGCUUAAGACGCAAGUCGCUGGCAGCUCGCGCAUAUCAGUUUUCUGGCUCAGGCAGCGGAGUGCAAGGCAUUGUCUUUAUGGAAAUCGUCAAAGUAACCGAUCUGCCUCCUGAACGGAAUGUGACCCGAACAUCUUUUGACAUGGAUCCCUUUGUCGUGACUUCUCUCGGGAGGAAGACAUUGCGGACACCAGUCAUACGCCAUAAUCUGAACCCGGUUUACCACGAGAAGAUGGUGUUCCAGGUCAUGCGACACGAACAGAACUACACCAUUAGCUUCACCGUGAUGGAUCGUGACAAAUUCUCCGGCAACGAUUUUGUUGCCUCUACUGGUUUCCCUCUCCAAAGUCUCGUCCAAUCUGGCCCUAUUGCAGACCCUGCGACGGGGCUGUACCAAUUUAUAGAGUCGGAGGAGAUGGUAGAGGAGCCAAGCUCGGCCUCCAAGUCAUCGCGAGUCAGCCCCUCCGCCUCUUCUUCAAAUCUUUCAAAGGUGUCUAGGCCCAUAUUGAAGAGUCGUAGCUCCAAUACCUCGGUCUCAAGUCAAUCCAUGCAGGAUGUACCUGUGCCAACUCUUGUUACUCCAUCCUCCUUCCCAGGAGAAGGAAUUGCAGAGAUGGAUAGCGUCAGCUCCUUGCAGGUGCCCUCCAUUACGACUGCGUAUGAUAGUGACUCGGCCCCGCCACCUGACAAAGAUGGCUUCCGAUCUUAUACAAUUCCUCUCAUUCUAAAGAACCGGGAGCGCUGGGAAGACAAGCAUUCACCCGAGUUGCAUGUCAAGGCAAAGUUCCUACCUUAUAGUGCUUUGCGUCAACAAUUCUGGAGACUGAUGCUCAAGCAAUACGAUGCAGACGAGAGCGGUUGCAUUGACAAAGUUGAGAUGACAACAAUGCUUGAUACUCUCGGUUCUACCUUGAAGGAGUCAACCAUUGACAGCUUCUUUGAGCGCUUCAGCGCAGAGAACGAGGCCAAUGGAAACGACGAUCUCUCAUUCGAUCAGGCGGUGGUCUGCCUUGAGGACACGCUUAAGACUCUGCAAAAGCGAAAUGCAAUGGGCAUUCCAAAGCUGCCCCCGCUCCCGCCGCUGUCGAACUCUGGAAGCCAAGAAAGUGAACCAUCUAGCAGCGAUGAGCACUUGGAAUCCAGCACCAGUGCACCUUCCAACUCCGACCCACGUAGAACAACCAUUCCUACCCUGUCUACAGAAGACCAGUCAAGCUCCAACGAUGAGUACCCUCAGCCCGAUGAUCUCGCGGAUGAAAGGGGUGAGGAGCACGUUAUUGAAAUCCGUGAAUGUCCUCUUUGCCACCAGCCUCGUCUUUCCAAACGCUCUGAUGCGGAUAUUAUUACCCACAUUGCUACUUGUGCAAGUCGCGACUGGCGGCAGGUUGACAACCUGGUGAUGGGUGGUUUCGUGACCUCCAGCCAGGCACAGCGCAAGUGGUACUCUAAAGUCAUAACAAAGAUCUCAUAUGGUGGAUAUAAACUCGGAGCGAACUCGGCCAAUAUUCUUGUGCAGGAUCGUAUCACCGGUCAGAUCAACGAAGAACGUAUGAGUGUCUAUGUGCGAUUGGGAAUCCGAUUGCUCUACAAGGGUAUCAAGAGUCGUGACAUGGAAAAGAAACGAAUUCGACGUGUUCUUCGUUCUUUAAGUGUCAAGCAGGGCCGGAAGUACGACGAUCCAGCCUCUGCAUCUCAGAUCCAAGACUUUAUCAACUUCCACCAACUGGAUAUGUCUGAAGUCUUGCUUCCGUUUGAGAAGUUCCGUAACUUCAACGAAUUUUUCUACCGGGCGCUGAAGCCCGAUGCCCGUCCAUGCUCCGCUCCCGAGGAGCCCAAGAUCGUCGUAUCCCCUGCAGACUGUCGCUCCGUCGUCUUUGACCGCAUGAGCGACGCAACGAGUGUCUGGGUGAAGGGUCGCGAGUUCUCUAUUGAAAGGCUGUUGGGCAAUGCCUAUCCAGAUGAUGCAGCUCGGUAUCGUAAUGGCGCCUUGGGUGUGUUUCGUCUGGCGCCCCAGGAUUACCACCGCUUCCAUAUUCCCGUCGAUGGAAUCAUGGGCGAGCCUAAAACCAUUGAGGGCGAGUACUAUACUGUGAAUCCCAUGGCGAUUCGCUCCGCGCUGGAUGUCUACGGUGAGAAUGUGCGCGUCCUCGUUCCUAUCGACUCCGUUUCCCAUGGCCGGGUCAUGGUUGUUUGUGUUGGCGCCAUGAUGGUGGGUAGCACGGUCAUCACCCGGAAAGCUGGCGAGAAAGUCACACGCGCUGAAGAGCUGGGCUACUUCAAGUUCGGUGGUAGCACCCUUCUCAUUCUCUUCGAAGAGGGCAAGGUCAACUUUGACAGGGACCUGGUGGAUAAUUCCAAGGGGGCUCUAGAAACUCUGAUCCGAGUUGGCAUGUCUGUCGGCCACAGUCCCGAUAUCCCUCAAUUCGAGCCCGACAUGCCCAAGAAGGCCGAGAAUAUCACCGCCGAGGAGAUGCAAGAAGCCAAGCGUCGCAUCGAAGGCAGUCUUGCACCCCCGAGUCACCCUUCCACCAUACUGAAGACACUCACCUGA
Molecule: messenger RNA, 3216 nt
Organism: Penicillium nucicola
Lineage: Eukaryota; Fungi; Ascomycota; Eurotiomycetes; Eurotiales; Aspergillaceae
Product: putative phosphatidylserine decarboxylase Psd2
Exons: 7
Coding region: 1-3216 (1071 amino acids)
Biological process (GO): phospholipid biosynthetic process
Molecular function (GO): calcium ion binding; phosphatidylserine decarboxylase activity
Source: RefSeq, a predicted model, not a curated record